CGCACAUGAAUAACUUAAUGCGGGAUGAUUGAUUCGUAUUUGCGCACAAGUUUGCGCAAAGAAAUUAAACAACACAGAGAGGGAAAUCUCAACAUAUGUAGGGAAGAAGAUGAUUAAAAUUGGAUGUUUUUGUGAGCAGGACAAGUUGUUCCCAUGUUUCCUGCUGUGAUCGCCGUUUCUUCACGUGAUAUGUAGCUAAAAUGAUCUUUCUACUCUGGUCCUCCUCAGUCCCCUACCAGAUCUUCAUGAGUGGGCUGUUUAAAUGGUCGUAGCUGCCGAAGGACACGCCACACACACCCAGCUACCCUUUGCAAAGCGCACUUAACGGAUGUUAAUGGGAAAUAAUCGGCAAGUUUGAGAAGAGAAAUGGUGGCGGGCGGCUGCUCGGUUCAGCACGCUGGACAGCGCACGGGGAAGUUGGAGAGGACGGCGGCGCGCGGACACACGAGGAUUUAAUUGAAAUUAAUUUUUGGGGAGAGGCUGGAGACAUGAGCGACGGGUGACCAUGAUUAAUUUCAGGUGCUUAUUAUUAACAACAGGCGCAGGUAACCCGAGAGCGGACUUUCUGGAGUGAGACAUGGACUUUGCUGAAAUUAUUUUCGCUUUGUUCAUCGUCGUGGUCGCGGUCGUCUCGCUGUUGUCAAACUUAUUGGUGCUGCUAUGUUUCGUCCACAGCACCGAGAUACGCAGGCAGGUGCCCGGUGUUUUCACCAUGAACUUGUCCUUCUGCAACAUACUCAUCACUGUUCUGAACAUGCCGGCCACCUUGGUGGGGAUUAUCAGAAACCAGCAGCCUUUUGGGGAUUGCAUUUGCCACACGGUGAGCUUUCUGGAGACUUUUCUGACUGCAAACACUAUGCUGAGCAUGGCAGCUCUAAGCAUAGACCGGUGGAUAGCGGUGGUCUUCCCGCUCAGUUACUCCACUAAAAUGCGCUACAAGGACGCGCUGAUCAUGGUGUGCUACUCCUGGCUCCACUCCUUCACCUUCUCCCUGACGGCGCUGCUCUUCUCCUGGCUCGACUACAGCGACGUGUACGCGUCCUGCACCUUGCAGCCGAGCAAAGGAGGCAGCGACAGGAUUAAGUUUUCAAUCUUCACCGUGGUUUUCCACGCCACUAGCUUCAUCCUGUCCCUGCUCAUCCUGUGUUUCACCUACUUGAAGGUGCUGAAAGUCGCCAGGUUUCACUGCAAGAGGAUUGACAUUAUCACCAUGCAGACUCUUUUCCUGCUGGUCGACAUUCACCCAAGCGUCAAACAGAGAUGUUUAGCUGAGCAAAAGAGGAGAAAGCAGAGAGCCACAAAGAAGAUCAGCAUCUUCAUCGGCUCAUUCAUCAUCUGCUUUGCUCCUUAUGUAAUUACAAGGUUGGCCGAGCUUCUACCCUUCGUGGACAUAAACCGCCACUGGGGAAUCAUCAGUAAGUGCCUGACAUACAGCAAGGCUGCGUCCGACCCUUUCGCCUACUCCCUCCUACGUCAGCAGUACAAGAAAGUCCUGGUUACCGUCGUCAACAGGCUGCUCCGUCGUGACCUGUACCCCUCAUCUGGCCAUAACAGCUCUUUAGACACGGAGAACGACUACUGUCUCCAGAGGAUCAGCUAAUGGCAAACGCACGGACAUGACAGAUACACACUACAGGCCAAAAAUAAAGGUUGCCUCUUGGAAUAAGGUGGGAGGAGGAAGAGAAUGAGAGACAGAGAGGACAGGAUAUUGUUAGGAAGGGAAAAGAUAGAAGAUAGCACGGACAGGUGGUGGGUGGGGGGGCAGAGAGAGAACAAGAAUAAGGAAAAUGGUUGGCGGAGAACAAUGAAAAGGCAGUAACAAGGGGGAGGAUGAAUGAGAAAAGAGUUAAAAAAGAAGAAGAAGAGGGCGAGGGCGAGACAGAUAGGGAGUGACAGACGAUGUGGAGACGCUGGCUUCAGACAGUAUUGGUAAACAAGGGAUCUGUGACUCAUCGGUGACAGGAAUACACACACAUACACACACAGAUAAAAUGAAUCAAUUUCAUUGAAUAAGUCAUGGGUUCAGAUUAAUCUCAAACUGAAGGACCACCCUGCUGGAGACCUUACUGUAGGGGCCCCCUCAUCACUUUGAGAGACAUGUAUAAAGUGGCCUUUGUACUGUACCAACCACUUUAUAAUGAUUUUGGCUAAUCCACUUGCAGUGACCUUUCCUCAGCCACAAAACGCAAGGACAGAGCCAGAGGCUUGAUGGUCGAUAGUGGCGGAGCGAAGAUGUGAAAGGCAGCAAAGACUAAGUUGUUCCUGGUUCUGGAAAAUGUACCUUCAGUGAAUGGAUGGAGACUCAACUGCUGCACAUUAUUGCCAUGUUCUGUAUUGACCGUGUUAGACUACUUUGCAGUGUCAUGUCAGCCACUGAAUAUUAAUGCACUUUGUCUAAUUCUCUCAGAGCUACUAGUUAAAGGAGCCAAAGGCAAAUAACAUUUACACAAUGAUAUUAAAAGGAUACGGCUGGUGAUAUUUUAUAUUUUUGUUUUUGUCAGCAAGUCCCACGAAAAGACCAAAACCAACAGUGCACUCAACCCCUUUUAAUACUUUCCAACUUCUGUAGCUCUCAGCCCCAAGCCCAUUUAGUCCUACACAAGAAGUAAACAUCGGAUAUUGUUUUUUUUUGGCAUUGUUCCCUUCAUCUCAGAGUGAUGGUGGAGACACAGACAGGAAAUGCGGGGAGAAUAAGAAAGGGUCGCCUGCCAGAAUUCACUUCUAGAAUUCGUUCACCAAAAAUGGUCACAUAUGUAUGUAGUUUCAUUUUUAAAGAAGGCUAAACGAUUUCCUAAAACAGCUGGGUACUGUAGUUUUUAGCAAGCGUUAUAUAAACUGGAGUAAAUUGUUCAUUUUAUGGGGGACUAUUUUCAGCUGUGGAUUAAUACACAUUCGGUGUGCUUCAAACAGAAAUUCGAAUGAGUGUCAAAGAUAUUGUUUGUCAGAAGGUGUGGUAGUGAGGAACCAAGAGAGUGAGACACAGGUGGGCGCCUGUCUUGAAGCUUCAUGGCUUCAUAUUUCGGAGACUCUCAAUGGACCUCUGUGACCUGUAAGGAUCAGUCGUCCGUACAAGUGCCCAAAAAUGACAUAUAUUUCGUUUAAAAGACAGAAGCCCUUUAGAGGCUGUAGUAAUUAUAACGGGAAAUCAGAUGAAGUUCUUAUAUUGCUACAAAGUCUGUGUAGGACGAGGUUGUGGUGGAUGGAUGGGCCAACAAACAUCGAACACAGUUUGUUUCCCAUUUCCAUCUGCGCGUCAACGCUGUUUUUUAAAAACCAUGACCACGAUCAUCCCCAACCUUAUCCACAUGACCAUAGUAACCCUGACCCUGAGGAAGUAGUAAUUUUAACCUAAAUCAGGAUCUUUUCGCAAGCCUGCACAAUUGUUUUUCGUGCCUAAAGCUAACCUGACCUUAACCAUAGCGUUGUCACAUCAUAAAACAUAUUUAUUUUUCAACAGUGAUUCGUAACGAUUUUCAAAGGCACAGCCAAAUGAUGUCCUGCUGAUUGCUGCCAUUGGGCCGUCAGAUCAGAAAACGCUUGUAAAUGUCGCUCCGGAGUGCGUGGACCGACUAUGUAUUCUCUGUACUUGUUCAAGGCAAGGAUCACAUGACAGACAGGGACAGCUAAAGGCGUCAGUAGGCUAGCUUUUGGUAGCCAUGCUAGCUUGUCUGCUUGUAUUGUAGAAGCAGGUAACGCUAAGCCAUAACAGUGAAGAAGAGUGCAACACAACUGAUGGAAAUCCCCUUCAUCACCACCUUCUGUGGUUCAUGAAAUGAGCAAGAUGGAGCUGAAGUGGUGGGAAAAGGGUUUGGGGGAAGGGUUGUUAGGGAGGACGCACAAGAAACUGGACUAGAGUGAGGUCUAAUGAUCUGGUCUUUAUUCCUGAACCUAAAUUAGAUACAGGCAAUAAUUCUAAGUUUGAUACAUUCAUUAUUGGUUUUGGCAUUUUUAUAGGAAUUGUUGGCAAUAAUAAAACUAUAUAAUAUGACCAGAUUUGUCCUAUAAAGUGUGAGUUUGUAACUGAAUGUACUAGGGAUAGCCCACUUUUAACUGAACUGCAUUUGUACAACUGUGCUUUGUUUUGCCAGUUGACUGGAAGAAAAUGUUUCUAUGGAUAUUUACAUGAUGGUAUAUAUUUUGCACUGUACAGGAACAACUUUUUGUCUAGAUAAUUUUCCUCAAAAAGGGGAGCGAUGUGAUGUAGCAUAGGAAUGCUUUCAAAGUGCUUUAAACACACUGUUUUGUGUUUGUGCCAGAUUUGAAUAUGUGACUUUUUCAGCUGUUCUAUACUUUAACCAGAAUAGCUGCUUUAUUAUUAUUAUUAUUAAAAAAAAAAAAUCUGUUUCUUUGGACGUAUUUUAUGCACAUGUAUUUUUCCUCCUGUGAGCCACUUGCUGUUCUUUGGCAGUGUCAUUAGCUAUUAGUGGAAUA
Molecule: messenger RNA, 4431 nt
Organism: Thunnus maccoyii (southern bluefin tuna)
Lineage: Eukaryota; Metazoa; Chordata; Actinopteri; Scombriformes; Scombridae
Product: G-protein coupled receptor 26-like
Exons: 3
Coding region: 578-1600 (340 amino acids)
Biological process (GO): adenylate cyclase-activating G protein-coupled receptor signaling pathway
Cellular component (GO): membrane
Molecular function (GO): G protein-coupled receptor activity
Source: RefSeq, a predicted model, not a curated record